Molecule: messenger RNA, 2372 nt
Organism: Hippocampus comes (tiger tail seahorse)
Lineage: Eukaryota; Metazoa; Chordata; Actinopteri; Syngnathiformes; Syngnathidae
Gene: irx6a
Product: iroquois homeobox 6a
Exons: 7
Coding region: 478-2010 (510 amino acids)
Biological process (GO): cell development; regulation of transcription by RNA polymerase II; neuron differentiation
Cellular component (GO): nucleus
Molecular function (GO): RNA polymerase II cis-regulatory region sequence-specific DNA binding; DNA-binding transcription factor activity, RNA polymerase II-specific
Source: RefSeq, a predicted model, not a curated record
CCUUUGUAUGUGUGCACUUUAAGGAGGGAGAGAAAAGCACAUCUUUGUAUUGGACGUGACUGGCAAAGACCCCCAUCCCUGGUACACCACCGUGGCGUUCCGGGAUUACAGUGACGUCACGCCGCUACCCUUGCAUGGAUGAAUGCUAAAGAACUAUAGAGGCACAAAUAAUAGCACAAGCACAGUCCAUAUCUUGCAAGACUUACGUUAUCCUUUAAGCCUCCUUCGCCGAACAUAACAUUUUUUUCCCCAACUAAUGACGCUUAAUUUCAUUUCUCAUCAGAUUCACGGAGGGGAUUAUUCAUUCGUAUAAAACAAUCUGCGGCAAAGUCUCCCCUCCUAUAUGGGCGAAAGUCAUGUAUUAUUGAGAAGGGCGAAGAGAAAGGCCGUGCGCGCGUGGAAAUGCGUGGAAGAGCGCGGAUCUGAAGUGGAAUUGGGAGCAAUCGAUCCGGGCUGCAUGAGGAGGAAUUAUUGCUAAUGGUUACAAAAGAAGGCGCGAUGUCUUUCUCUCAGUUUGGAUACCCUUAUAACGCAACUUCACAGUUUUUCGUGUCGGCAAACCCCAGUACGACUUGCUGCGAUUCGAUUUCCAGGUCGGUGCCGCCGGACGGCUCCGCCGGAGGAGCCCAGACCCCCGCAGCCGUAGCGGCAGCCGCCGCCGCCGCCGCCUCCUUCUGCUGUCCCGCGCCCUACGAGAACCGGCUGCUAGGUGGGAGCCGCAGCGAGCUCAACGCGGCUGCUCUGGGCGUGUACGGUUCCCCCUACGCCGCGGCGGCCGCGGCGAGCCAAAACUACGCCAACUACUUCCCCUACGGAACAGACCCCUCCGCCGCCAUCUAUUCCUCUCUGAAUCCGCAGUACGACAUGAAGGAGAGUGCAGGCACUUUACACUCGGGAAUCAGUCAAACGGCUGCGUACUAUCCGUACGACCCGUCGCUGGGCCAGUAUCAGUAUGACAGAUACGGGACGGUGGACUUUAACAGCACAGCCAGACGAAAGAAUGCCACCCGAGAGACCACCAGCACCUUGAAAACGUGGCUCUAUGAGCACCGCAAGAACCCGUACCCCACCAAGGGAGAGAAAAUCAUGCUGGCCAUCAUCACCAAGAUGACCCUCACCCAGGUCUCCACUUGGUUUGCCAACGCUCGUCGGAGGCUCAAGAAGGAGAACAAGAUGACGUGGUCGCCCAAAAACAAGGCCAGCGACGACAGGAAGGACGACAUCAGCAAGAGUGACCACGACUGUCUCACCAAAGAUUCCAGUGAGUGCAAGGAAGAAAAAGAUUUGCAUCUGAGCGAUUUGGAGGACAUGGACGAGGAUGAGUGUGACAAGCUGGCUGGCGAUUGUGAAAAGGUGGUCCCAGACGAGACUGUGGCACUCCCCGUCUCACCCCACAAGAGAGACUGCACCUCUGAGCUUCACUUGAAUGUGUCCAGCGGCUUCCAACAUGCCUUCCCCUGUGCCAUCAAAACCUCCCUCCCCGCUCUUCCUGCCGACUUCCUGGAUCCCGUAGCGUCCAAGACUCCGUCCUCUACGGGAACCUUGACCCUGUCUCACUUUGAAGCGUCGGACAAACCUCGGAUUUGGUCUCUGGCCCGUACGGCGGCGUCGGGAAUCAUCCUGAGCCCGCAGCACGGUUCCGAGCUCAGGACGAGCAACUCCAGCGGGGAUUGCCAGCUCCAGAGGUUGGCGGGAGCCCCCGGUAUUCCCACUGAACAAUGCGGGCCUAUGAGAGGUCACCAGGAAGCCAAUAACGUCUCCGGUACUAUGAACCUUUUUCCUGAGGGCCCCGCUUUGCACUCCAAGGUCUAUGGCCCAGGCAGCUUCAAUCACAAAGGCCUCCAGCUGCACUGCCCGUCCUACGCUGCCCUCCCAGACACAUGCCAGUAUUCCACGACUGAAGGAUUUUCCAGCGCCAAAGCAACGGAGACGUCCUCAGACAUCAGUCAAGUGUGUGUGACCUUGCAGGACGACAAGGUCACUGCGUUCAGGCCUGUGAUGAAGAGAUGAAUGGAGGCCGUUCAACAAAUAGGAGGGUAAUUAUGCACUAAUGGGCACAGGGGCCUCAGUGGGACAGUUAUUAGCGCUGCACGUUGCAGUCGAAGCUAUCAAGCUGUGGAACAUUUUGCACAAGUUAUUUUUUUCUUUUUUUAUGGUGUUGAAGAAUUUAUGCAAAAAUCAUACACACAAAAUAGAAUUUUUGUCUGUGGCAAUCGUGCAUCAUUUGCGAACCAAUGUAUUUAUUUGUUUGUUUUUCAUUGCGUUUUCUGCGUCCCUUUUAAGCAUUCUGUUAAAAAUGUGUAUUGUCGUGGCGGUAAAAAUGGUUGAAGAUUAAGUUAAACGUUGUGUGUUGUCAUUGUGUGAAAAUGUGA